AGUCCCAGCAUGCAUCAUUCUGCUUCAAUAGUAACCUACGGCGGGUAUUUCCAUGCGGCUAUGUUCAUUCAAAAAGUAUGCUUUUUUUGUAUGCUCCGUUAAAGUUUUUGCCUAUUUUACUGACUUAUAUGUUUAAUAUUUACGUUUUUGUUCUUAUCUGAAAAUCUGAACCAUUGAGUUUAGGGAGAAGCAAUAAUGAAAGUAACAGUCCCGGUUAUAGUGACUGUGCAGCUCGCACGGCGUGAACUCUGAAAUCGAGCGCCUUCUGUAGUAUGAUACACUGCACAUCACUACCGUCACAUUUUGUUCAGUGGUUUGAGGGAUGUGGCGGGAAGUUGAUCUUCUGCAUGAAGCUACUGGAGAAACCGGCACACACACAAUCUAACUACGAACAGUUUCAUAACCUUAACUUGAAAUAUCUUGGUGAAUAGUGAAUCUGUGAUCAUGCUGAACAUUCGUUCUCUCGCGGUGCUUUUCAUUCUGAUAUCUGCAUUCAUCUGCAGUUUGACAAACGCUGCCAAACUCAAUAUACCUAAAGUUUUAUUACCUCUUGCCAGAAGCACAAAAAUCAAUUUUACACUGGAAGCAACUGAAGGAUGUUAUCGCUGGUCGUCCAACAGGCCGGAGGUGGCCAGUAUAGAAGCAGUGGAUGUGGAUGAGCGUCAGUGCUCACAUAGGGCCGUUCUGCAGGCCCGCUCCACUCAGCCAUCCAGACUCACCAGCAUCAUACUCGCUGAAGAUAUUUUGACAGGACAGGUGCUGCGCUGUGAUGCUAUAGUGGAUGUUAUCAGUGAGAUCCAGAUAGAGUCCACCACGCGAGAGCUUCACCUGGAGGAUUCUCCUCUGGAGCUGAAGAUCCAUGCACUCGAUUCAGAGGGAAACACCUUCAGUACUCUAGCCAGUCUGUUGUUUGAGUGGACUAUCGUGAAGGACGCUGAAAUGGCAGGUUUCCCUGAUUCCUACAACACGCUACAGGUCCUGAGGUUUGCGGAGUCAGCGUACACUCCUCCAGCGUAUAUCUCUGAGAUGGAGCGAGUGGGACAACAGGGCGAUAUCAUCCUAGUUUCAGGAAUCAAAACCGGCCACGCCAAACUCAAAGCCAAAUUACAAGAGACAAUAUAUAAGGACGUUGGUGCUGCUGAGGUCAGAUUGCUGAUUCUGGAAAACAUUCUCUUGAGUCCCGCGUAUGAUGUUUAUCUGCUGGCUGGCACCUCCAUCAAAUACAAAGUCCAGAAAAUCCGUCAAGGAAAAAUUACAGAGCUAUCCAUGCCCUGUGAUCAGUAUGAACUUCAACUUCAGAACAGUGUAGUCACUCCUAAUGGAAACUCAGAGGCCCCUGUCGCAUACUUGGACCAGAGCAGCUCAACAGUCUUUGCCCUUCAACAUGGACACACCAACAUUGUGCUGGACCACAAGAGUCUUGGGAUGCAGGGCGCUUCCCGACUUCCCAACAGCACCAUCUAUGUUGUGGAACCUGGAUACUUGGCAUUCAAGAUUCAUCCUGAGGAUCGCUGGGUCCUUGAAACGGGGAGGAAAUAUGAGAUCUUCAUUGAAGUGUUUGAUAAGUCAGGCCACAAGAUUUAUCUGUCAGAUAAUAUCCGUAUAGAAACCACGUUCCCUACAGAGUACUUUGAGGUUCUGGAAUCAUCUGUUAAUGGAUCUUACCACCACGUGAAAGCUUUGAAACAUGGUCAGACCGUCAUUGAUGGCACACUGAAAGCAGUCGUUGAUCAAACAGGAAGUGUCCAUGCACUCUCUGUUCCUGUGCGUAAUGAGCAGGAUGUGGAGAUCUACGACCCCAUAGUUCUCAAACCUACCAUCCUUACAUUUCCAUGGCAACCAAAAGAGGGAGCGUACCAGUAUACCAUCAAGGCAACUGGAGGAAGUGGCAACUUCAGCUGGUCAUCCACUAACUCAGCAGUCGCCACAGUUACAGUGAAAGGAGUGAUGACCACCGUCAAGGAUGUUGGAGUCAGUGUGAUCUACGCCCAUGACGUGAGAAAUCCACUGCAUUAUGGAGACAUGAAGGUGUAUGUGAUUGAGCCUGUGAGGAUGGAGUUCAGCCCAUGUGCAGUGGAGGCCCGUGUGGGCGUAAAUUUGGAUCUGCCGCUGCGAAUCUUUGGUCAGCUAGCCGGAGAGAGAGUGAUGCUCAGUGACUGCUCACACUUUGACAUGCAGGUGGACAUGGAGAUUCAUGGCAUCUUUCAGUUGUUGGAGGGUAGACUUCCUCCGGGUCAGGGCCACUGCAGUGGGGUUCGCGUUAAGGCCUUGACCCCCGGUUACACCAACCUGUUGGUUAGCUAUACCCAUAGUAAUGUUCACCUCAGUGCGAAAAUCACCAUUGCUGCCUACCCGCCUCUCAAGCCGGUUGACCCUGUAUCUGUGGCUGUGGUGACAUUGGGCUCCUCUAAAGAUAUGAUGUUUGAAGGAGGCCCCAGACCGUGGGUGCUAGAACCAUCCAAGUUCUUCAGAAACCUGACCGCUGAGGACCAUAGCAGCGUUACACUGUCUCUGCAUGGACCCACCUCACGAUCCUAUUCCAGACAUUUGGUCAGAGCCACAUGCAGAGCUCUGGGAGAACAGGUCUUAGCAGUGACUGUUGGAAACCAGCCCACCAUGACGAACCCCUUCCCUGCUGUGGAACCAGCUGUUGUGAAAUUUGUGUGUGCACAUCCGUCACGUCUCACACUGACCCCCAUUUACCUGAACCCACAGCUGGACGUGUCCUGCCCUCUGCUGCAGCAGAACAAACAAGUGGUGCCAGUUUCAAAUUAUCACAACCCAGAGCUGGAUGUGGCGGCUUUUGACCAGCAGGGCAGGAAGUUUGAUAACUUCAGCUCUUUGAGUAUGAUCUGGGAAUCCUCCAAAGUUUCCCUUGCAAGCAUCGAACCGACCAUGCCCAUGAAACUACACAUACACGAGGAUGACAGCAAGCAGAAAAAACUUCAUGGUCUUCAGAUGGUUCUUGUCCAUCAUGAAUCGGGCGUUGCAGCCAUCACUGUAACCGCAGUCGGCUAUCAGACAUCUCAUCUAGAAGCAGCAGCGGUUUUGAGUGGAUUUGAUCCUUUGAGUGCUGUCUCGGCCAUGCUUGACCUGCUGUUAGUAGAGGACGUGAGGGUGACCCCUGACACCAUCACCAUAUACAACCAUCCCGAUGUGGCGGCGGAUCUGACUCUGCAGCAGGGCUCCGGUUAUUUCUACGUCAAUGCAAGCAUUGGGGGAAUCGCAGAGGUCACAUUUCAAGAGUCCCAGGGAAUUGCUCAGGUGGUCCCAGUUCAAGCGGGGGUCUUGCAGGUGAUGGUUCAUGACCUUUGUUUGACCUUUCCUUCCCCCGCUACGGCUACAGUUCACAUAUCUGAUAUCCUGGAGGUUUAUGUUCGUGUGGUCGACAAGGUUGAGAUUGGCAAGUCAGUCAAAGCAUACGUUCGGGUUUUGGAUGGCAACAAGAAGCCUUUCCUGUCCAAAUAUUUCUCUGUCAUGAACCUGAAGCUGAGGGCAGCGUCAUCCAUUAUAUCUCUGCAAUCUCUGCCCGAUUCAUCAGAAGAAGAUACGGACACAUUUCUGGUCAAAGGACUGGUGAUCGGACAAACCAGUGUGUCUGCUGACGUCAUUGACAAAAAUGGCAGAAAAAUCACCUCUGCACCCCAACAAAUUGAAGUCUUUCCCCCCUUCAGACUGCUGCCCAGGAAAGUCACUCUAAUAGUUGGAGCAAUGAUGCAGAUCACAUCAGAGGGAGGACCACAGCCCCAGUCAAACAUCCUCUUCUCUCUCUCCCAUGACCACAUUGCCUCUGUCAACAGUUUGGGUCACAUUCAGGGCCUUUCGGUGGGCAACAUGACUGUAACUGGCGUGGUUCAGGCCGUCGACACGGAAACAGGCAAACUAGUGGUGGUGUCAAAGGAUCAAGUGGAUGUUGAGGUUGUGCAGCUAAAGGCCAUUAGAAUCAGAGCUCCCAUCACCAGAAUGAAGACUGGAACGUUGAUGCCGGUGUAUGUGAUGGGCCUGAGCAGCAGUCAGACGCCCUUCUCUUUCGGAAACGCUCUUCCUGGACUGACGUUUCACUGGUCUGUGACUAAGAGAGACAUUCUGGAUGUUCACACACGCCACGCAGAGGCAUCUGUAAAGCUCAGUGCUGAGCACAACUUUGCCAUGAGUGUGUUUGGCAGGAGUAAAGGCCGCACUGGAUUGAGGGUGGUGAUGAAGGCCAGUGUUCCUCUGGCUGGACAUCUGGAGGACAAUGCCCUUGAAUUCCAUGAUGAGAUACAGAUUCAGGUCUAUGAGAAAUUGCAGCUGUUGAACCCAGAAGUUCAAGCGGAGGAGAUACUGAUGUCCCCAAACUCCCUGCUGAAGCUCCAAACUAACAGAGAUGGGCAGGGGUCCCUGUCAUACCGUGUGCUGGAUUGUCCAGACAGAGCUGCUCUCAUUCAAGUGGAUGAUAAAGGUCAUCUGACAUCUGGAUCUCUGACAGGAACAGCAUCCCUACAGAUUAGCUCGCAGGAAACAUUUGGUGUCAAUCAAACCAUCACCAUUGCUGUGAAGGUGGUGACUGUAUCAUACCUACGUCUGAGCACCAGUCCAGUAAUGUACACGUCGAACAGAGAGGUUGUGUCCGCCAUCCCGCUGGGAGCCAUUUUGACCUUCACUGUUCAUUACCACGACAGCACAGGCGAAACCUUACACAGCCACAACUCAAUGCUUAGCUUCUCCACCAACAGGGAUGAUUUGGUGCAGGUUGGUAAGGGUUCAAGUAACGGCACGCUGAUGGUGCGAACAGUCAAUGUGGGUCUGACUCUACUAGGAGUUUGGGACUCGGAGCAGACCGGAUUAGCUGAUUUCAUUGCACUACCUGUUCAAAAUGCCAUUCAUCCAGCCGAAGCCCAACGGCUGGUCGUGGGUGAUGUUGUGUGUUUUUCUGCACAGAUUAUUAAUCAGGAGGGUGCUUCAGGUGUGUGGAGCUCAUCAUCCAGUGCUGUGCUGGAGGUUGAACCCAGGACUGGAGCCGCAGUGGCCAGAGACAAGGGCACAGUCACCGUCUACUACAACAUACCAGGCCAACUCCGCACUUACAGAGAGGUUUUUAUUGAAGGUGCAACUCAGACAUCUGUCAUGACUCCCUCAGUGAAGAAAGGCAGAGACUCUAAAGUCUUGAUGUCAACCAGGGACACAGGAAGCAACCUCAUUGGAAGCUGCUCCUCAUCCCAAUCAGAUAGCAUUGCUCUGCUCCACCCAGAGUCCUCCAUCAGCUGUCACCUCCACUUCACUAGCAGCGCUGUGGAUUUCUCAGCUCAUGACGUCUACCACACUCGCACAGCUUUUGAUGCCAGCACAGGUUUCUACAGCUGUGUGUUGAGCUUUAAGCCCAUGAGUGACCAGCAGGUGAAGGUGUUGAGUGUGUCUAUGACUGACGUGGAGGUCACGGCCGGUGUGCAGGGCGGUCACUUCACCGGACAGCAGAUCAGCGCUAGGCUGCCCGUCAAUCCAGGGAUCUACACUGAUCAGACGGACAUCAUCCUGAGUAAUCAGCACACAUCUGCUGAUCUGACCAUCUAUGGGACACCAGGCGCUCUGCAGAAGCUAGAUGCGAAGAGCAGCUCUCCUGCAGUUGUGAUCGAGCAGAAGGAGGUUUCCCGGAGCUUUCCAAGCUAUAUCACAUACACUGUUAGUGUGGUGAACCCACAGGGAGCUCUGACGACAUCUGUGUCUAUAAGCAGCACGUCCAGUGAUCAGGUGCUGCUCAUCCCAGUGUCUGUCAUGCAUCUAGCAGCCAGCGGCAAUUCUGUGCAAGCACAUAUGGUAGAUGGAGCAGAUGGGCCCAAUAUUCUUCAGCAGUUUAUUGACUCCUAUCAAGUGAUGUUCUUCACUUUAUUUGCUCUCUUGGCUGCCACUGCUGUUGUCAUCAUUGUGUGCCAUGUGCUGUUUUCUCCAAGAGAUCCUGUUAAUCAUCCUGCAUUCAUCCAGAAGUCUCCGCCUCCCACAGGUGUAGCUAAGCUGACUGAGAGCCCCUUCAACAACAGCGCGUCUUCAGACAUGAAGGGAAGCCCAAGAUUACGUCUGUAUUCACCAGACUACAACUCCAGAUAAACCUUCUCCACUUGAAGACCGCAGAAAGUGCCUUACCAUUGGAUACAGGAGUAUAAGCAUGCUGGAAAAUACUUGUGCAAGAGUAUUGCUUACAUGCUUAAAAUAGCUUUUUCAUUUAAAUCCAAGUUUGCUGAAAUGCUGCAUAUCUGAUUAAAUAUGUCAGGGCUGCAUAGUUUUGUCUGCUUUUAUUUGAUUAUUUAAAUGUUUGAUGUGUGCUUUCAUUUAUAAUUAUUGCUAUUAUUAUUUUCAGUAGCCUUUUUCCAAUAGUUUUCAUAGCUUGAUAUUCUAAGUUUUAGUGAGUUGUGAUGUUAAAUGUUUGUCUUUUUUUCUUUGAAGCUCAGGACAACCUUUGAAAACUAAUGUGAGACUGCAGCUUGAUUAUGUAGCAUGUAAUUGUGUGAAUAGUGCAACCACUGAUUCCGUCCAAAGUGCUCUUACAAGUGUUUGAUCUGCAAAAAUAUAAAUGGCCAGUUUAAUUUCAUGAACAAUAUUAUACUGAUUUUAAAUAUUUUGAAGAAUUCUUGAGUUUAGUGCAGGUACUUUCAGUUAUUGAUGUGAAUGUUAAAAAUGUUUAAGGGCUUAGUUAAGUUCAAUUGCUUUAGCAGAUGUAAAAUGGCUGUGAAAGGACAGGCUAGUAAUCUAUGAAGUAGCAUUCUCUUGAACCUACAGCAGCAUUUGACAUGGUUAUUUGCUGUUCAAAAGUCCUACAAUAGAUACUGAUAAUUCUGUAACUGUGAGUUUGAGUCAUAUUCAAGAUUGUGACCGUUUUGACCGAAUAAAUGCCUCUGCCUUGUGAGCCUGUUAAAGUGAGACAGAAAUGCUGUUAUAAUAAUGUUUUCUUCUGGUAUCUGCCUUUAAGCAAGAGCCAUAAUGUGACUCAUAGAACUUCUGCACUGAAUAAAUUGAGGAAUUGUGAUAUCUGUCAUAAUCUGAGUUUAAUCUGUAUAUGUAACCACUUCUGAGCCUUUGUCAUUGUUUGCUCUUCUGUCCAUCAUACCUCCCUCAAAAAAAAAAAAUAAUAGCUUGUGCAUUGAGAACAGUCUGUAUUUACAAUGUGCUUUUUUCUGCAUGAGAUCUAUAAACAUUAAAUAUGCUCUUUUUAAGUAUCA
Megalobrama amblycephala (Wuchang bream) is the source of this 7190-nucleotide messenger RNA. RefSeq names its product nucleoporin 210 (gene nup210). The record is from RefSeq and is a predicted model, not a curated record. The coding region runs from base 445 to 6081 and encodes 1878 amino acids. Gene Ontology annotation, cellular component: nuclear pore. NCBI's taxonomy places the organism in Eukaryota, Metazoa, Chordata, Actinopteri, Cypriniformes, Xenocyprididae. The transcript has 40 exons.